AUGGGGUGUGGAUUGACCCCUUGGCAAACCAACAGCACCCUACAUUACAUGGACCUGCACCACGUCCCCGCUGCCCGGGAGAAGGGCUGGUACCUGGCACUGAUGGCACCCAACACCAAAGGUCCCCAAUACGCGUGGCUGGACCCAUCCCGGCUCUACUGCCAUCCGCAAGGUUUGCAGGACUGCGUGGCUGACCUGCUGCAACCCUUCCAGGGAGAUCCCAUAGACCUGGUGGCCGGCAUCGAUGCCAUGGGCUUCAUUCUGGGUGCUGCUGUGGCUGCUAAGCUGCAUAAAGGCUUCUUGGCCAUCCGCAAAGCCGGGCAUCUCUGUGUGGAGACACUGACAGAGCCCUACACUGACUAUUCGGGUCGGGAGAAGGUGAUGGAGAUGAGAACUGACACCAUAACACCGGGUUUGCGCAUCCUGCUGGUGGAUCAGUGGGUGGAAACGGGGGGCACCAUGAGAGCUGCCAUCCGGCUGGUGGAGAGCCAGGGGGGGGUCGUGGCAGGUGUCGCAGCCAUCUGCAUUGAGGACAGCGAGGGAGGAAGGUGGAUUCGGGAGCACUACAAGUGUGCCCACUGCGUGCCCCCCCGCCUGCAGCCCCGCUUCGACAGCCACCAGAUGGGAUGGGAAUGAGGGCUGGCAGCACAAGGCACAGCUCUCCAUCCUGCCCACCAACCCAACGCCCUUUUAAAAAGCAUAAAAAAACCAUUUUAUUACAA
This is a messenger RNA of Coturnix japonica (Japanese quail), 722 nucleotides long. RefSeq lists its product as uncharacterized. Gene Ontology annotation, molecular function: adenine phosphoribosyltransferase activity. The record is from RefSeq and is a predicted model, not a curated record. Lineage: Eukaryota; Metazoa; Chordata; Aves; Galliformes; Phasianidae.